AUGAAGUCGUGUUUCGUUUUAGAUUUAAUGAUGAAUGAUGAAAUAACAUUUCAAAAUGAAAAAGAUGAAAAAGAAUGGACAAGACUUUUUCCACCAGAAAUCGACACUGUUUAUGAAUCAUUAGAAUUUAUCAAACGUUUAUUUAUAAUAACAUUAUCAACAAUAUCAUCAAAUCGUAAAUUAUUUUCAUCAGAUUUUUAUGCACAAAAAAGACUUGGCUCUUUAAACGUUCAAUUGUUUGAUCAUCAUUGUACAAAUGUUGAGCAAACGAUAAAAGCAGCAAUUAUAUUCGAUUGGAUCGGUGGAAUAUCACAAGCAAUUGCUGAAAAAUAUUUAAAGAUGGCCUCGUUUAUUAUCGUAUCGAAAGAUGUUGAACAAUCGAUACUGGAGACAUUUUUAUUUUUAUUUUCAUAUCAUGAUGAAAAUACUGAUAAUCAUCAUGAAAAAAAUUUAAAAAAUAAAGAUAUACGAAAACAAGUUGUGAAUUCAUUAACAAAAUUAAUUUUAUUUCUUGACCGGCUUACUCCAAUUAAAUAUAAAUCAAACUAUCGUUUUUGUGUUAAAUUAGAAUAUUAUGAUAAUACGCCAUGUGACUAUGAACCAAAAGGUUUUGUCAGUAUUGAACAAUCAACAUCGAUUAUACAACAUAAAGAUUUAAUUCAACAUUCAUUAAAAACGUGUCCAAAAAAUAUUUUAGUAGAAAUAAAAACAGAUUAUCAUAAGUUGUUAAUUGUACAUAUCAAAUCACCUGAUACAAAAGAUAGUUAA
Didymodactylos carnosus is the source of this 768-nucleotide messenger RNA. Lineage: Eukaryota; Metazoa; Rotifera; Eurotatoria; Philodinida; Philodinidae. The record is from the annotation of a GenBank genome assembly.